GUGCUUUCCUUCCUGUCGACCGAGUCAGUUUAUUUCAGUAAACGCAGAGAGAAUUAUUUCAUUCGAGUUGUCUUCUGAUCAAUCUCUACAAAGCAAAAUGUGUGGAAGAAAGAAAGUUUACGCUUCCGAUCAAGUCGAGAAAGUGCCGGAAGUUGUAGUGAAGUCAAGAGUAUCGUACAACUCUAAAACACAACAACCACAAGUACCUAAUAAAAUGGGUACAAUUACACCUGACACAUGUUGUGUUAAUCUUCGCUUUGAAAUCCCUCAAGACUUGAUGGAUCGUCAAAUACAAAUCUACCGAAACAUAGAAGAAAAACUUCUCUACUUUGGAAUGAUGUCAGAAGAUGGAAGAAAAGAUUUACAAACGGUUCAAGAAGAAAUUGUUCUCGGCUUUUAUUCUCUCUUUCUUAAUCGUGAUCCCCUUCGAAUACCAAUGGAAUACGAAGGCGCUGUUACGAUUAUCAAGAAAUAA
Clunio marinus is the source of this 475-nucleotide messenger RNA. Lineage: Eukaryota; Metazoa; Arthropoda; Insecta; Diptera; Chironomidae. The record is from the annotation of a GenBank genome assembly.